Pistacia vera is the source of this 2606-nucleotide messenger RNA. RefSeq lists its product as uncharacterized. Gene Ontology annotation, molecular function: DNA binding. The transcript is spliced from 7 exons. The coding region runs from base 94 to 2565 and encodes 823 amino acids. The record is from RefSeq and is a predicted model, not a curated record. Lineage: Eukaryota; Viridiplantae; Streptophyta; Magnoliopsida; Sapindales; Anacardiaceae.
GGUUUAAUCUUUCAGGUUGGGAGUGUAAAUGAGUUGCAAUGCUACUACGCCCAUGGAGAAGACAAUAAAAACUUUCAAAGACGAAGUUAUUGGAUGCUUCAAGAGGAGCUUUCAAACAUAGUUCUUGUCCACUACCGAGAUGUAAAGCCCCAGGAAGUUCCUAACUUCCAGCCACCGGAAUAUAUCAUGGAAAAAUGUGAUCUCGAUGUUGGAUCUCUGCCUUCUCACCCAUCAUUUUCUUCAGCUCAAACAGAAACCAUAGGAAACAUUCCUGAACAAAGACAUGGAAUUUCGGAACAGCUUGUUGCCAAAAGCUUUGGUGAAUCACAGGAGUUAGGGAGUCACCUACAGUUCCUUGGGGAGUGGCAGACAUUUGAAAAUGAUUCUGCUAGCAAAUGUCUCACAUAUUCAGACUUGGAACAAGGUCCUACUUCAAAGUUUUGUGAGCAAGACACCGAUUGUGUUGAUUUACUUGACUCCUUUGUCCCUUCCUGUGCACAUCCACAAAAUCAAAAUGAUGUUCAGAGACAGCUUCCAGAUGCAGAACAUGCACACAUUUUGCAAUCAGAUUCAGAAACAAUUUCGAAUGUGGAGGGGAAAUCCAUCUACUCUGGAGCUAUAAAACAACAUUUAUUAGACUGUUCACUACCGGAGGAGGGUUUGAGGAAGAUUGAAAGUUCCUAUGGCUUGAUGAGUGAGAAACUGGCAGGUGCUGAUGUGCAGUUCAGUUCCGCAGCCCACAGAAAGACAGUUGAAACUGAGAAUAGGAUUGAUGGUUCUAGCAUUCCCACUCAACCGCAUGUGGAUACCUCUAUGCCGAGUUCUUCUCUCUCUGAAGACCAGCUAUGUGACAUUAUUGAUUUCACAGCAAAUGGGGCAUGUGUGGGCUCAGAAACUGAGACAUCUAAAAAGGAUUCUUCAUGUUUAUCCAAGCACCAUACGGAACAGAAGUUGUAUUCAGACUCGGCGCAUGAUCUUACUUCAAGCUUUUGUUGCCAAGAUAUUGAUCGUUUUGAUUUACUUAAUGCCCUUGAGCCUUCCUUUGCACAUCCGAACAAACAAAAUGAUGUUCAGACGCAGCUUUUAAUGGAGGAAGAUUUGAAGAAAACUGAAAGUUCCAACGGCCUGAGCAGUAGAGACUUGGAGAUGCUGGCUUCAUCAUCCUCCCAAGAUCAGCUCAGUAGCAUGAUUGCUUUCUCACCAAAUUGGAAAUAUAUGGGCUCAGAAGUUGAGAUAGCUGAAAUUGAUUUUGCACAUUCAUCUAAUUGGCCCAUGGAUCAUCAGUUAUACCCAGACUCAGAAGAAAAUCUUACUUCAAGCCUUCCUGGGAUCUUUUCUAUAAUUAGUGUCGGUAUGCCUUCAUGUGCACAUUCCGAUAAGGAAAAUGAUCAUCAGACUCAGCUUUCAGACUCAGAAUAUGAAUAUUUCUCAGAAUCGGAAAAUGAUCAUCAGACUCAGCUUUCAGACUCAGAAUAUGAAUAUCUCUCAGAAUCAGAAAAUGAUCAUCAGACUCAGCUUUCAGACUCAGAAUAUGAAUAUUUCUCAGAAUUAGAAACAGAUAGUAAUUUGACCAUUGAGGAGCAUAUUUCAGUUGGAUCUCAAACUGAUGGAGGUCUGAGUACAGAACUUGGAGAUGUAACUGAAAAUGCCAAUGGGAUUGAUGAUUCCAGCAUUCCUGCUCAAAAGGUCUUUAUCAUGGAAAGAUUCCUUAAGAAUCAACCAGAAAUUAUUGCUGAUACUGUUCUUCCUUGCCGAGUUCCUCCAAGUGAAAGUCUCCAUAUGCGAUUUGGGAAGUUGAGUCUUAACUCUGUUGCCACUCCAAAUUAUAAUCCUGGAAAAAUAGAACCUGCCCAAGCAGAAACUGUCCUUAACUGGCACUCUCAAAAUGCCUCAGCUCGGAGUUCUUUGCAACUACGAUCUCUUCUGGAUGAGCUUCGACAGAAAAUUCAAGACCUUCACCAAGAGAUCCUCUCUUUGAUCUCUCUUCGCCAAGACUUCUCUCGGCAAGAAAAAGAAAUCAAGCAUUUAAAGAUUCAACUAAAAUCCCUAGAGCGUACCCUGACUGAGCGUACUUUUUCUGAAAAUAUCCCUUGGUAUCAACAGACUUCUGGUCCUUCUAUCCUAAGUCUGCCUAAGGCCACUCAGUCCCUUCGAAGUUCUUCUGAUUUGCCACGAGGUGCUUCUGCCUCACUCUUUACUCCAGAAGAAUAUGCGAAGAAAUUGCAACCACGACAAACCCCCCACUGGAAACCAAAAACUCAGAAUUCUCCACCCCCAGUUACGAAGCCCACUCCUAUUCCGGAUCUGUAUCCACCUGCCCAACAUAUGAUGGAACCCUCGACUAAUCCUAUCACAGAAUAUCUCAGAUAUUAUGCUUACACCGAGACAACUCCUUUACAAAAUCUCCCCAUUAUCUAUCCAACCAUUGGAAUAUCCAGUUCUGAACCUACAACGGAUGUAUCUGACUCUGAUUCUUCUUCUGAUUCUGAUCAUCUUUUGAUCUUUAUGCAUCAGCCGUCUACUUCGGCAGCUCCAAGUCCGUUCAUUGAUCAGAGAAGGCAAUGAUGAUUGGGGCAAGAAGCUAGAGGUGAAGGAGAAGUUGCAUA